Oncorhynchus nerka (sockeye salmon) is the source of this 5933-nucleotide messenger RNA. RefSeq names its product nesprin-3-like. The transcript is spliced from 20 exons. Gene Ontology annotation, cellular component: nuclear outer membrane; cytoplasm; meiotic nuclear membrane microtubule tethering complex. Gene Ontology annotation, biological process: nuclear migration. Gene Ontology annotation, molecular function: actin filament binding. NCBI's taxonomy places the organism in Eukaryota, Metazoa, Chordata, Actinopteri, Salmoniformes, Salmonidae. Bases 285 to 4307 code for a protein of 1340 amino acids. The record is from RefSeq and is a predicted model, not a curated record.
AACAACGUCUGGGCAGAGGAACGCGACCAAUAUGUCUACUCUCCAGGGCACGCCUUUCAGUUUGAAUUGUUGAUGUAGGACGCUCACGCCCCACGAUUAUCAGUUGCGGAUUUGCUGCUCUCCUCUGGCUAAAUCUGUCCCGCCAGCCAAUGCAGCUAUACUAGAGGCCUCUGCCUGUACUUCCUGCGUAUGUUAUAAGUUUACAGUACAUAUCAGCUCAUUUGUGUUCAGGCACGCUAGUUGCUACUUUCACCAGAUGCACAAGUAUCGGCUGGUGUGUCCAGAUGACUCAUCAGGAGCAGCAGGAGAUCCUGUUUAGGGAGAGCCUGGAGGCAGCUAUGUCCUGGAUGAAGGCCGUCCAGGAGCGGCUCCGGCUCAACGACAACACCCUGGGCCCCCGGGCCGCCCUGGAGGCCAGACUCAGAGAGACAGAGAAAAUCCACCAGUCGGAGCACGAGGGUCAUUUGAAGUUUGACAAGGUGCUUGUGGCUGCAGAGGUCUUACUGCAGAACGGUAACCAGGAGACGAGGAACAUCACCCAUGCCAGACUCAAAGAACUCAAAGCAUUAUGGGAGGAGACCUGCACCUACAUCAUCCACUGCCACAGCCGUAUAGAGUGGGUGUGGCUGCACUGGAGUGAGUACCUGAAGGCCUAUGAGGAGUUUGAGAUGUGGCUGGUCAGCGUGUGUCGCAGUCUGGAGCCGGAGGUGGAGCUGCAGCUGGGGGUGAAGGAGAAAUUGUGGCAGGUAGACAACCAGCGCGUCCUGCUGAGUGACGUCCAGAACCAGGCACUGUUGCUGGAGAGGCUGGUGGACGAGGCUGCAGCGCUGAACAACCGCAUCCAGGAUCCCAGUGUGGACCAGGAAGCACAGGAGAGACUCCAGCUGGUCUAUAACAGCAUACGGGACAAGGCUGAUGAGAGGCUGUCGGUGCUGCAGAAGAUGGCUGAAGAGCACCAGAUGUACCAGAGAGACGUCCUGAAGUUUCAGGCCUGGCUGGUGUCCAAGACUAAGGAGCUCAACAACCUCACUGAGACAGAGGACACAGCCGAGAACAAACUCCGAGCCCUACAGACCCUGGAUGACAACGUGGCCAGUGAGGAGAGGACGCUGCAGCACAUUGAGGUCAUGGCGGAGGCAGUGCGGGCCAACACGUCCCCCGGGGGGGCAGAUGUGGUGGUGGAUGAAGCAGAGGAGCUGCGUCUGGACUGGCAGAGGCUGAGACAGAGCCUGUGUGAGGCCGGAGAGAGCCUGAAGAGCAGCCUGGAGUCUCAGAGCCAGUACCAGAGCCGCUGCCAGCAUCUAGGGGAGGACAUCGGGCAGCUCCGGGGCCUGCUCCACAGACUGACCAGAGACCUGGAGACAGCCAGGGAGGGAGACAGGACCAGAGACCUGGAGACAGCCAGGGAGGAAGACAGGACCAGAGAUCUGGACACAGCCAGGGAGGGAGACAGGACCGGAGACCUGGAAACAGCCAGGGAGGGAAACAGGAUUGAGGAACAGAUGGUUGGGCAGUGGAGGAAAUACAUGAACAUCCGGAAUACUUUAUUGGCAGAGGAAUCCCAGGCGGAGCGCCUCAAGGCCCAGCUUAAAGAACUCUUCCGCUUUCCCCAAGAUUCCCAGCAUCUCUCUGACGACGUCCUGGCUGUGGUGAAGGAACAGCAGAGUGUGAAGUGUCGUGCUAUGAAGCUAUGUGUGGAGUCAGAGUUGGGGCUGAGACAAGUGCUGCAGGACCCUUUGCAUGGAUUCUCUCAGUGGAGUCAGGUUGUCUCUCAAGUGCUGGAGUCUUCUGCUGAAGUGUCUGAGUUCUCACACGUCGCCAUGCUGGUGCAGAACAUCCAGAGGUUGCUGAAGCACAGUCUGCAGCUGCAGGAGCAGUUGCAUUUGAUGCUGUUGAAGAGAGAUCUGCUGUGUUCAGUGUUCGGCUCAGACAGUGCAGAGAGUCUAAUGACAGCGCUCAAUGACACCGUGAGGAAAAGGGAGUUACUGCACAACCAGCUGCUGCAGAGGAAAGCAAGACUGCAGGGUUUGAUCUCAAGGACAAAGGACUUUGGGGACGCCUGCAAGUCAAUCAGGAACAAGCUGACCCUGCUGAGAGAGAGACUGAUCUCAUCAGACAGCCUCCAGCCAGACAUACUGGCCAAGAAGAGCCAGUCAGACCAGCAACGGGUGAUCAAGAAGGACUUGGAGGACUGUGAGGCCCACAUCACAGCUUUGGAGACUCUGGUGUCGUCUAGCUCUGCUAACAGGACACAGUUUGAGAGGCUUUACGGGGACUGGAGAAUCCUUUACAAGUCCGUCAGGGUAAAGGUGAAGGAGAGUGAGGAGAGCAUCGGGGGGCACGAGAGUUUCCACGUGAGCCUGCUAAACGUGGAGAAGUGGUUGAUGAUUAUGAGGCAGAAGCUGGAGUCCUACCGCAGUUCUACUGGGGAGUGGAGCUUGGACAACAGACAGCAAGAGGCUGAGAGGGCACUAGGUGAGUUCCCAGAGAAGGAACUGCAGCUGCACCAGACAGAGGUUCAGGGCCAGGGGGUGCUGGACAGGACCUCUGAGGAGGGCCGGGUGCACAUCCUCAGGGACAUGAAGCACCUGAGGGAGUCCUGGAUGGCCCUCCAUGACCUCAGCCUCAACCUCUUCAGGCUGCUGAAUGGGCACAGCUCUGAGGACCCUGACUUAGACACCCAGAGGGAGAGGGUGAGAGGCCAGGCUGGGGAGAGGCCAGGCCCAGGCAGGGAGCUCUUUCCUGGGGAGGGAGGAGACAUGAUUAAGGGUAGUGGCUCCAGCAGCAGUAGGGAGGGUGCUCCAGAGAGAUCCCCAGGAGAGGGCCAUGGGGUCUGGCUCUCUCAGAGCUCUGGGGUAGGGGCUGGGAGAGGGGUAAGAACAGGGUUAGGAGGAAGGUUGGAGCGAGGGGAAGGAGGGGAGAGUUUUGGAGCAGAAGAGGGUAUUUGGGUCGAUGGAGCGUUUGAGGGCAGUAUGGAGGUUAUGAAUCUCUCUGAACAUAGGGAGAGACAGGGCAGGGAUCGACAGACUCUUGGUCAACAACUGAGUCCUAUGACGUUAACCUUGGCAGGCAGUCAGAGACGGGGACAGGGCGGUGGGAGUGGGGACAGGGAGAGGGAAAGGGAGAAGGAGAGGGGUGGCGGUGAGCACAGCCUGGGUGUAGAGGAGGUGGACUCCUCCAUCGUUUGGAGAGGGGGGUACGGUCAGAGGGGAGAGGAGGGAACCACAGGGAUGACAUCAGGCCACACAGGGGGCAGAAGCAUCCAUGGUGGAGGAGGAUUGGUGGUGGUGGACUCUGGCUCCAGGGUUAGCGGGGUGGUGGGGGACUCUGGCUCCAGGGUUAGUGGGGUAGUGGGAGACUCUGGCUCCAGGGUUAGCGGGGUGGUGGUAGUAGAUGUGUCUGAGUCCAGCAGUAGUGGGCAGACAGAGGAGUGGGUGGAUGGGCAGAGGUCCAGAGGAAUGGCUGAAUCCCUGACCAUGGAGGUAGAUGUGGGGUUAGGGUCAGGCUCUGGGUUAGAGCACAGCAGCAGAGGCAACUACGACAAGGGAACAGGUGGAAUGAGAGACCACACUGAAGGGGGACAUCUGCGACACAGAGGCUUUUUCCCGCCUAUCAAGACCAGGAUGGAGGAUUCAGUCAUGGAUGGUCUCACUCUGUCAUUCCAGCAAGGCUCUGCUAGAAAACCCUCUGGAAGCCUACAGGGCUCAAGUCACCACACCACGGCAGAUGUUGGGGCAACCCUGAGUGCAGGGGACUAUGAGGACAGGAGGAGGGAGUUUGAGGCCUGGCUACAGAAGGAGAACGAUACACUCUCAGGGAUUCUGAGCACAGAGGGACUGCUGAGCACCAAAGAACUCAAGAUCAGGCAGAACACACUCAUGACCUUGCGGUCCAGUGUAGACUGGGGUCAGGAGCAGUUCCAGCUACUACUGAUGGCUUGGGCUGUAGCCGGGGCCAGGGCUGACCGUGGGGCUGAGGAUGUGGGCAUGGAGGAGAUACGUUAUCGCUGGAUGCUCUACAAGUCCAAACUGAAGGAUGUAGGAGACCUCAAGGCCCUGUUGACUGUCAAGCAGGGUGCUGGUGCUGCUGGCCGAGAGGAACACGCCAGGACAGCUAAGGAGAAGACUCCAGGCCUGCUGUACCGUGUGUGUCGGGUGGCCCUGCCCCUCUGGCUCCUGCUGUUGGCUCUGCUCCUCUUUGCCUUCUUCCUGCCCUGGAUGGAAGAAGCCUCCAGCUGCUCUCUGUCCAACAACUUCGCCCGCUCCUUCAACAUCAUGCUCCGUUACCACGGACCUCCACCCACAUAGGAAAGGAGAUAUAGGAUUAUGAAGACCAUUGCUCUUCACCCUCAAUCCAUUCUGUGCGUGUGUGUCAGUUUGGGUCAGUGAGUGUGUGUCAGUGUGUGAAUGUGUUUCUGCUGUAGGUGUCAGUGUGUGGGUGGGUGACCUCAGCUGUUCUCACACAGUCAGGCCAAUUCAACUCCUCUAUCACACAGGCUGGCAGCACUUCACAGAGAACAGCACUCCACACUCCUAUUCACACGACUACAGUAGCUAAUGGCCACCAAACACUUAGCAUAAUGUUGGAGUAGUGAGCGGAGGUGAUGUGGGAUAAGGAGGUGGAUUUUUAUUGCCUUUAUUUAAGGGGUGAAAUGAUGCUUACAUGGUCUUAGAUAACUUAGAUAACUAACUGAGUGUGAUCUGUCAUAUACCAAAAAUACCUAUCAUGGUUUGCUGCCAUUUUAAAGAAUGGUGUGGAUAACACUUUUUUAAACUGCCUUUAACCCUGAUAAAUAACAUGAUGCUUUUUUAAACUGCCUUUAACCCUGAUAAAUAACAUGAUGCUUUUUUAAACUGCCUUUAACCCUGAUAAAUAACAUAAUGCUUUUUUUAAACUGCCUUUAACCCUGAUAAAUAACAUAAUGCUUUUUUAAACUGCCUUUAACCCUGAUAAAUAACAUGAUGCUUUUUUAAACUGCCUUUAACCCUGAUAAAUAACAUGAUGCUUUUUUAAACUGCCUUUAACCCUGAUAAAUAACAUAAUGCUUUUUUUAAACUGCCUUUAACCCUGAUAAAUAACAUAAUGCUUUUUUUAAACUGCCUUUAACCCUGAUAAAUAACAUAAUGCUUUUUUAAACUGCCUUUAACCCUGAUAAAUAACAUGAUGCUUUUUUAAACUGCCUUUAACCCUGAUAAAUAACAUGAUGCUUUUUUAAACUGCCUUUAACCCUGAUAAAUAACAUAAUGCUUUUUUAAACUGCCUUUAACCCUGAUAAAUAACAUGAUGCUUUUUUAAACUGCCUUUAACCCUGAUAAAUAACAUGAUGCUUUUUUAAACUGCCUUUAACCCUGAUAAAUAACAUAAUGCUUUUUUAAACUGCAUUUAACCCUGAUAAAUAACAUAAUGCUUUUUUAAACUGCCUUUAACCCUGAUAAAUAACAUGAUGCCUUUUCUUCUUGGAUGAGUGUAAGAUGUUUUUAGAGCUUUAUUUUGAACCUGUACAUGAUGCCUGUUGCACAGAUGACCUUUAUCAAUUGUAGCACUGAGUUAAUGACAGCCUAGCGCUUCAAAGAUCAGGAAUAGUUGACAUUCUAGAUGCAGGAUGUUCUAUCAUGAGUCAACUCAAAUCUAACACAUACCGAUGAUGAUUAAGCAAGUCAGUCAGUAAUGGUAUACAGGAUGUCCCACUUCUGACUGUCCAAAUAUACGUCCUACUUGUACUGUACUGUAUUGUACUGUACUGUACUGUACUGUAUUGUACUGUACUGUACUGUAUUGUACUGUACUGUACUGUAUUGUACUGUACUGUACUGUAGGCAUGUUUCAACCAUAUGCUUCCCUUUCUCAAGGUUCUAUGCUAUAUUUGAACACUUUCGUAAUGAUCCCUUGGCACAGUUAAACCGUUUGGUGAAUAUAGCAAUUAUAAAGCCUUG